Messenger RNA from Oncorhynchus masou masou (cherry salmon), 2080 nucleotides. RefSeq names its product KH domain-containing, RNA-binding, signal transduction-associated protein 2-like. The transcript has 9 exons. The record is from RefSeq and is a predicted model, not a curated record. Gene Ontology annotation, biological process: regulation of alternative mRNA splicing, via spliceosome. Bases 206 to 1231 code for a protein of 341 amino acids. NCBI's taxonomy places the organism in Eukaryota, Metazoa, Chordata, Actinopteri, Salmoniformes, Salmonidae. Gene Ontology annotation, molecular function: poly(A) binding; mRNA binding. Gene Ontology annotation, cellular component: nucleus.
AGUAGCAAUUGAGCGGGAUUUGGGGAGAUGUGUUUAUAGCUCUGAAUUCCUUUCAAUUCUCAGUCAAGAAAUUUGAGAGAUUCCUUACGGCUUUUCUUGCGGUAACUAUAAAGACAAUUACCAAGUGGAAGAGAGACGCGCAUUCCGAAGCUCAUCACUUUUGUCGACUCACCUGCACAAGCGGUGAACAGGAGAGGCACUUGCCAUGGAUCAGGAGAAAUACUUACCGGAGCUGAUGGCCGAAAAAGAUACGCUGGACUCCUCGUUUGUUCAUGCGAUGCGUCUGCUUGCCGAAGAAAUCACAAAGUAUGAGGGGGAUGAGUUGAGAAAAGACGGUGACAUGAAGAAAUACCUCGAUGUCAUCAGUAACAAAAACAUCAAGCUCUUGGAAAGAGUACUAAUCCCAGUUCAACAGUACCCAAAGUUUAAUUUUGUUGGGAAGCUGUUGGGACCACGGGGCAAUUCCAUGAAAAGAUUACAAGAAGAAACCGGAGCGAAGAUGUCCAUCCUCGGAAAAGGCUCCAUGAGGGACAAAGUAAAGGAAGAAGAGUUGAGGAAAAGUGGAGAGGCCAAGUAUGCCCAUUUGAGUAACGAUAUCCAUGUUUUAAUUGAAGUCUUCGCUCCACCUGGAGAGGCCUAUUCCCGCAUGAGCCAUGCCUUGGAGGAGAUUAAGAAAUUCCUAGUUCCAGACUACAAUGAUGAGAUCAGACAGGAGCAGCUGAGGGAGCUCUCCUACUUGAACGGAGGAUCAGAGGACACCAACAGAGGGAGGACAGUAAGGGGGCGGGGCUUACGCCUGGCUUCCACGACAACCACGCGGGGACGAGGAGGCAGAGGUGCAGUUGCACCCAGAGGGACAGCAGGUACACGGAGUGCAAUGCCACAAGCCACAUUAGCGAGAGGAGUACCCACUCCCAGAGCAAGGGGAACACCAGGGAACCCCGGAUACAGACCCCCACUGUUACCCGUAACACACGAAUCAUACGACGACUAUGGCUAUGAUGAUGGAUAUGACGGUGAAUAUGAUGACCAGAGUUAUGAUGCCUAUGAGGAGAACUACAGCAAUCAGUCAAAGAGCAUUUCUGAAUAUUACGAAUAUGGCCAUGGAACCAAUGACGAAGCCUACAACAAUUACGAAGAGGAGUGGACGACAACCCGUCCAACACUCAAAGCCCCAGCAGCAAGGAUCUCACGUGUGGGCUACAGAGAACAUCCCUAUGGUAGAUAUUGAAGGGGCUCCACAUCUGUGACCUCUGACAUAAGACAACCAUAUGAUUGUUUAAUUUCCUCCCAGAAAUGUUAGAUUUUUUUACAACAUGGACUCUUUUUUUAGAACAAUUAGUAGAGAAAACAAAAGAAAGACACUUGUGUUUCAAUAAACAUUGGAAUGUUGUUCUUGGUUGUCAAUGAUUGUCUGUCCCUCGAAAAAUAAAAGCAUGAAGUUGUCACAGAACUUGAUGCUUCUAGAUAGCCCUUAGGGAACUUUGAUUUCAGGAUGAAAAUGGGUUGCUACUAUUGAGUAAAGUUAACCUAGGUGAACUUAUUUUUUUCUAUAUUUGUUAUGAUGUUAGAUUUUGAUCUUGUAAAACUAAUGAAACAUUUUUUCGUGUUGGGUUGAAAGCAUUCAGCUAUGUAUGUAGCUUACUAAGUGCUCUGUUCUGUGUUUAAUCUGUAUGUAAAUAAAACACAUAUUAAAAUAACAUAAAGCACCAUGUGUACGCUUCUCUAAAUAGGUGGCCAUAAAUUGGUAAAUUUGUUUUGCCAUAAUUUGUUAAUAAAGCUGAACCUUUUUGGUAAAACAGAAACAUUUGAAGUACUUGUUUCUAGCACUAAAUGCCUGCUUGGUUUCAGGUCAUUGCUAAAAUGUUUUUUUGAUACAGAAAGUAAAAAAAAAAAAGAAGAAUUUUCGAGACUUGUCUUUCGUAAUUGUUGUGUAGAUAACAUGCAGUAACACGAUAAAGAAUCUUUUGUUAAAUACUUUCAAAGUAAGAGCCAAAUUGUUCCUUGAAUCUUGGUUAGUAAUUUUAAAUGUUUAACAUGUUAAUGGAAAGCAACUGUUUAGACUAAUAAAUGGAUUUUU